AUGCUACUCUUCAAGGGAUUCAAGUCCAAGGUGAGCUCGUUUUGGAUUAUAUUUUAAUUAUAUCUACAUAUAACAUAGUAAAAUUUAUGUUAUCCUUGACAUUCACAGAUUCACACAGCUAUGUCAAGGGUGGUUCCCAAAUUUUGAAGUUUUAAAAGCUCUGACUAGGCGAGGUAGCGAUCACUCGGCAGUUUAGUCUAGCCCUAAUUGAAAUAGCGGAGAUAUUCAGCAAAAUUUUUGUAAAAUAGUGAGCAAAUUGAGGAGAGCCAGCAAGCCUAAAAACAAUUUUUUUGGCCAAAUUAUUUAUAAUUUUGGCGGAAACAUAAUUUUAAAAAUUGUAGAAUACGUUGUGGAAAUUGUUUUGCCUCACCUCGCGACGACUCGUCGUUAUUUUCCCGACAGACUGAUAUUUCUAUAAAUUCCAUAAGCAUUUUGCUGCGCCCGCACCGUGCACAAAAACCCCCUCCAUUUUGCGCCGUGCAUUUCAAAUUCUUUUUGGUUUUGCAUCGUGCAUCGGAAAUAUCGCCGCGGUUUUCCAAUUGUGUCGCCGCGGUUUUGCUGAAGAAUCUGCAUAGUGCGAACAACUUUUUUGUGGAAUGCACUAUGCGAAAAGCGAAAAAUUCUGUGUGUUGGCGACAAGCGUGGGAAAAAGUUCAAAAUGCACGGUGCGAAAGGAAGCAAAUGCCCAUGUAAUUGAGUCAUAUCGGUAAAAAAUGUAACAGACAUACAGACAAUAUUUUGGUUCUAAUUGCAAAGCGAAGGCUAAAAUUUUUUUAAAAAAGAAAAUUGUUCUGUAAAGUUUUUUUUGCAAAAUUUUAAUAUCAGUCUGUCGGGAAAGUAAUCAGCGCUCUGUCGCAUCCAAAACCGCCUCGCCGCCGAGAAAACGAAUGGCGUCGCAGCCAAAUAGAAUUGUUUUUUUGCUUCAGCGAUAGGCGCUGCAAGAGAGCCCCCAUUAUUUUCCCGACGAACUGACAAAAUGUCUGUGAGAAAAAAUUCUUAAUUUCAAUUUUAAUUUUUCAGCAAGAACUAGAAGAAGAGAAGCGCGGAAAAGUGCCGGAAAAUCUGAAAUGGAUCUCCUCGAAGAAACACUUCCGAGAAACGGAGGAAUGGAAAAAGAAAAAGCAUCGGAUCAUCGCCAAAAUUCGGGUUAUGGGCAAAUUGAAUCUCAAUCUUCUCUUGUCGAGGAUGCCUGUAAGAUCUAUCGACGAAGCAACUGGUUGA
Bursaphelenchus xylophilus (pine wood nematode) is the source of this 1221-nucleotide messenger RNA. The record is from the annotation of a GenBank genome assembly. Lineage: Eukaryota; Metazoa; Nematoda; Chromadorea; Rhabditida; Aphelenchoididae.